CCUCUGGCAGCGCCGUCACUUUAGACCUUGUCGACCACCAAUACUAUAAAUUUACGUAUUCCAACUUAACAGUUUCACCCUCGAUCAUUGCAUACACAACUCAAGAUGAAGGUUUUGGUUGUGAGUUUGAUUUUCAUACACUCAGUUUUCAAUAUGUUUGUCUGCUGCUUUAGCUCUUCGAUCAAUCUGAUACCCCGUGGGAACGAAACUGAUAGGAUGGCGUUGCUCGCCAUCAGAGCUCAAAUAACGGAGGACCCCAAUCAGUUCCUGAGUACAUGGAGCGAAUCGUCUCAUGACUUCUGCCUAUGGCGCGGCGUCACAUGCAGUCGAAGGCAUCGACAAAGGGUUACUAGGUUGGACCUAGGCGAACAAAACUUGGCGGGCUCCAUAUCCCCACACAUAGGAAAUAUAAGCUUCCUAAUGGAGCUGUAUUUCCAGAACAACAGUUUGAGCGGCCAAAUCCCACCAGAAAUUGGGCGUUUGCGUAGAUUGCAGGUACUACGUUUGAACGUCAAUUCACUAAGUGGUUUUAUUCCUGUCAAUAUAUCCAAUUGUCUCAACCUCGUUCUUCUUAGUUUCGGUUACAAUCGGUUAGAGGGUAUUAUUCCUAGAGAGUUUGGAUCCUUCCCAAAACUCGAAAGACUGGUUCUUCAGUAUAAUACCUUAGCAGGAGAGAUCCCUGACUCAUUGGGGAACCUUUCUUCUCUUGAUAUGCUUGCUUUCUCUGGAAAUAACCUGUCGGGUAAAAUCCCUAAUUCCCUUGGUCAGUUGACAAAAAUAACAAUUUUCACAUUAGGCUUAAAUAAUUUGUCUGGUAUAAUCCCUCCCUCCAUUUCUAAUCUGUCCAAUCUAGUUAUUUUUGACAUACAACAAAAUCAAAUUCGAGGUUCUAAUCCAUUAGCCUUGACCAAAAGUUCUCCAAAUCUCGAAAGCUUUUGCAUUUCUUGGAAUCACUUUACUGGAUCCAUUCCUGUGUCAAUGUCCAACGCCACAAAUUUAGUGGAGUUUCAAGUUCAUGGAAACAAACUAACCGGAAAAGUGCCAAAUUUACAGAAGCUUGUUAACCUUGAAUUAUUGACACUUUACGACAAUCAACUCGGAACUGGUACUGAUGGCGACAUGAGUUUUGUCUCGGACUUGACCAAUGCCACAGAGUUAAAGUGGUUAAUUUUGUACCUGAACAACUUUGGAGGGACGUUGCCCGCAUCCAUAUCCAAUCUCUCAACCAAGCUUGAAAUCUUUGGGGUUCAAGGAAACCAUCUAUAUGGGAACAUCCCAGCUGGGAUAAGCAACCUUGUCAACUUGCAGUUAUUAAGUUUUGGGUUGAACAACUUCACAGGUAACAUCCCUACAGGCAUUGGAAAGCUUACAAGGAUUGACCAAUUAAUUUUUGAAAGCAACCAAUUAUCAGGGAGCAUUCCAAUCUCUCUUGAAAAUUUAACAAUGUUAAGCAAACUUGAGUUGCAAGGAAAUAACCUUCGAGGAAAUAUCCCUUCAAGCCUAGGGAAAUGCCGCAUGUUAUUGCACCUGGAUCUUUCUCAAAAUAACUUGAACGGCACAAUACCUCAAGAAGUUGUAGGCCUCACCUCCUUAUCAAUUUCUUUGAACUUGUCUGGAAACCAGUUAACAGGCUCUCUUCCAAUGGAGAUGGGAAAGUUGAUCAAUUUAGGCAAAUUAGAUUUUUCUGAUAACAUGUUAUCAGGAGAACUUCCAAGUAGUCUUGGUUCUUGUGUGAAUUUAGAAGUCAUGCAAUUGCAAGGCAACUUGUUCAAUGGGUCAAUUCCUUCCGCGAUGGUUUCAUUGAGAGGGAUUCAAUAUUUGGACCUUUCUCGCAACAAUUUGUCUGGUGAAAUUCCACAAUUUUUAGAGGGAUUUGCUAUGAACGGUUUGAACCUAUCUUUCAAUGAGUUUUGGGGAGAGGUACCAAUUGAAGGUGUUUUUAAAAAUGCAAGUUCGAUUUCGGUUGCCGGAAACGCCAGGUUAUGCGGUGGUAUUUCUAAUCUCCAACUUCCGAAGUGCAAUUCCAAGGUGUCCAAGAAUGGCAGAUUGUCCCCUAGAUUGAUAUUAAUAAUCUCUUUAGUAUCCGGGUUUGCAUUUCUUGGAAUAGUGAUGGUUAUUUCCUUUUUAUUUGUUCGUUCAUCAAGAAAGAAACACAAAGGAACUGCACCUAGCACUUUGGGAAACUCUUGUUUGCAAGUGUCUUAUAAUACUCUGCUCAAAGCAACUGAUGGGUUCUCUCCAGCUAAUUUGAUUGGCGUGGGUGGUUUUGGAUCUGUGUACAAAGGACUUCUUGACGACUAUGAAGCUCAGCCUGUUGCUGUCAAGGUAUUCAACAUGUUACGCCAAGGAGCCUCUAAGAGUUUCAUAGCUGAGUGUGAAGCAAUGAGAAAUAUCAGGCACCGAAAUCUUGUCAAGGUUAUUACUGCAUGUUCAAGUGUUGAUUUUCGUGGUAAUGAUUUCAAGGCUUUGGUGUAUGAGUUCAUGGACAACGGGAGCUUAGAGGAGUGGUUGUACCCAACUACGGGAGCACCCAAGAAUUUGAGUCUUGUUCAGAGGCUCGACAUCGCCAUUGAUGUUGCCUUUGCAUUGGAUUAUCUUCAUAAUCAAUGUGAGACACCAAUUGUUCAUUGUGAUCUCAAGCCCAGCAAUGUUCUUUUGGGAAAAGAAUUGACGGGACAUGUUUCUGACUUUGGCCUGGUAAGAUUUCUCACAAACCAAACCAGUAAUGUUCUGGGAAAUCAAACAAGUUCCCUUGGAAUAAGAGGAUCUAUUGGCUACGCCGCUCCAGAGUAUGGUAUGGGAAGUAAGGUUGCAACAAACGGGGACAUCUACAGCUUUGGCAUUCUCUUGUUAGAGAUGUUCACGGCGAAGAGGCCCACUGACCACAUGUUUAGUGAUAGUUUCAACCUCCAUAAUUUUGUCAAGGUGGCUUUACCUCAGCAGAUUACUGAGGUUGCAGAUUCACUGCUUCUUCACGAAGGAGGAAACUCAGGCGCAAGCACUAGUACUGCCACUCCCAGUCAAUUCAGAAUGACUACUGAAAAAAUCCAAGUGUGUUUGAGUUUAAUAUUUGGAAUUGGAAUCGCAUGUUCUGUGGAGUCCCCAGGAGACCGAAAGGAUAUCAACGAAGCUAUAUCUGAAUUGCUAUCUGCAAGGGUUGUUCUUCUUGGAUAGAAGAUUUUGCCACUAUCUUAUGGUGCGAGUGUGGCGGUCAACUGUGCUUCUUCAGAUAAUGAAAAUAAAGGGGCGCCUCCUGUUUAAGGCUGCCUCAAUCCUUACUUUAUUAAUAAUUUUGUCUUCUUCUUUUUCAAUUUUCGUUUCCUGCCUCUUGCAGCAGUGAAGUUUUAUCGCUGAAGCUGAUCAAAAAAUCGAAGUGUACACCAAUGAUGUACAUUAUUGUAUAUAUUGUGUAAACCUUUAUCUUUAGUCUCAAAUUUCAAACAC
This is a messenger RNA of Pyrus x bretschneideri (Chinese white pear), 3444 nucleotides long. RefSeq names its product probable LRR receptor-like serine/threonine-protein kinase At3g47570. The record is from RefSeq and is a predicted model, not a curated record. Gene Ontology annotation, biological process: protein phosphorylation. NCBI's taxonomy places the organism in Eukaryota, Viridiplantae, Streptophyta, Magnoliopsida, Rosales, Rosaceae. Bases 106 to 3174 code for a protein of 1022 amino acids. Gene Ontology annotation, molecular function: protein binding; ATP binding; protein kinase activity. The transcript has 2 exons.